CACAUCAUAAUUAAUAUCUCUUAGAAAUUUACAAGUAAAACAGCAUAUUCCAAGCAUUGAAUAAUUAAAUUGUACUAAUAUAUUAUACCGACAACAUAACUGUAUGAUUAAUUACAUUAGGGUUGUUAAUUAAUAUUAAAAUGGAAGAAUGAAAUCUCAUGACUGUACUAAAUCCUAAAUGGUUGUCUCCUUAUCAAUGUACUAAAACCAUCUAUACAUACUCAUUUUAUUUUGUCUUUAUACAUUUUAAAAGUUUGAUAACAACCACUGACCUCAAACUUUUAGAAUGUAUAGUCUCUGGGUUAAGCAAACAGAAGGAUAUAUAAGUCUGAAAAUAAAGAUCUUUUGAAAUAAGUUUUAUACACGUUAUAGCGUAUAUACCUUUCUAUGUUUGAAAUAUCAAAUUUAACUUAAUUUUAAAUCUUAAAAAUUCGCUUAUUAUCCGUUAAAAAAAUACCUAACCAACUUAUUUUAAACGCUAUCGAUUUGUAAUCAAUAUUUACACACUUUCUUAAGCGACAGGUUUUAAUUCUACAACUAGGUACAUGUAGUAAUAAUUACAUUUCAAUUACAAGACAAUAAGUGUUAAAUUUACAAAAUGUCGCUUGAAGGGAUAAAAGAUUGUUAACUUUGAAAUUGAAUUAUUGUCAGUUUUAAAAAACAAACGCCAGAGGGAGUACUUAUACGUGAAAGUAAUAAAUUGGGAAGAUCUGCUUUUCUUGUUAAAAUAUAUUGAUUUACAUGGAGUAACAUACAUAAUUUUGGUAUUUUAUAAAGAAAAAAAAACGAAGAAGGGAUAAAAGCAUUAAAUGUACAAGAGAGUCUAUUGAAAAGUAAACACUAACAGACAGUGACUUUAUAAAGAAUAUUCGCGAAUGUUAAAUUUAGUGAUUCAGUUAUAUAAAAAAAAAGUUUUUAUAGGAACGUGGAAUUAACACUGCCUUUAAAUAACACAACAAAUUCUAAGUGGAGAAGAAUAGAAAAAGACGUAAUAAAGGGGAAAGAAGUGACAUACAUGUAUAUACUAAAAAGCAAUAUCCGAGAAAAUAUGCGAAUAAGACAAAACUGACAAAAAAUAUAAUAUAGGUUUUAGUGCAAGUGAAAAUCGCGAUUUGGUUCCAUGGAAACAAUGGCUGUAACGUUUUUGAAGAAGUUACCACGAAUUCUAAUAUGGCUAUGUCUAAUUUCUUUAUUUUUCGCGAUCAACUAUGUAAUUAUAGAUAGUUAUAACUCAUUUCAAGGGAAUCCAACUCAAAGUAAAACUAGUGGUAUGCAUAUUUCAAAAACCGUGGCUUAUAGUAAUGCCAGUACUAAACUUAAAAAGAACAAUCUUGUUAAUCAUGAUAAGAUAAAAGAUAAACAAGCCGGAACAAAGAAGAAAGAAAGUCAAGAAUCAAAACUGCACAAAAGCAAACCUAAGAAAUCCGAGUAUGCAGACAAACUGUUAAAACUGACCAAUAAAACACCAAGGAAAAUUAUAGACAUCAUGGGUCUUCCACCAAUUAAAUUUGAUCAACGGUACAAAAAUCCAUGCUUCAUCGGUGACGUCAACAAUCCAUUGUUUCAAGAUGGCAGACUACAUUGUCUGCCAUAUUUCUACAUCAUAGGAGUUAAGAAAAGUGGUACCUCUGACUUUUUCAACAGAAUCGCAGCGCAUCCAGAAUUUCAGACACCAAGUUUCAAGGAGGCACAAUGGUUUCCUAGGUUACGCGCCGGUAUAGACACUAAAUUUAUCACAGAAAGAUCCGAUUUUAAAAAUACUAUCCAAAAAGGUAUUGAUAAUCGUAGUAUAAAGUUUUACAUCUCAAUGUUUGAUAGCGCAGCAGACGGCAUUCAGAAUUGCACGAGACGGAGGGUCACCACUAAUAAAUGUAUAACUG
Messenger RNA from Ruditapes philippinarum (Manila clam), 1880 nucleotides. RefSeq lists its product as uncharacterized. The transcript has 5 exons. NCBI's taxonomy places the organism in Eukaryota, Metazoa, Mollusca, Bivalvia, Venerida, Veneridae. The record is from RefSeq and is a predicted model, not a curated record. Gene Ontology annotation, molecular function: N-acetylgalactosamine 4-sulfate 6-O-sulfotransferase activity. The annotation marks the transcript as partial. Gene Ontology annotation, biological process: hexose biosynthetic process.